Messenger RNA from Cooperia oncophora, 501 nucleotides. Lineage: Eukaryota; Metazoa; Nematoda; Chromadorea; Rhabditida; Trichostrongylidae. The record is from the annotation of a GenBank genome assembly.
GAACCACCUCAAGAAAAAUUAGCAGGACCUAAAGAAGGAGGGAGCAACGCCAGUAGUGAUGGUUCAAAAGAGAGCAAAGAACAUAAACAACAAGAUAAAGAGCUUAAAGUUAAUCGAACUCAAGAGUCGAUAGAAAAACCACCAAGCGUGGAACCGGCUGGAUAUGACAUGAAAAAUGUGAAGAAAUAUGUCGAAGGGCAAAAUAGUCCAGUCAAAACAGAUCUGAGGUCCGUAAAAGAUUUGAAAUUCGAAUACAAUCCGAAAAAACCGAUCGGAGACGUCAGAAGCAGUACCACACCUGUACAGCUAGCAGAGGAGCAGCGUACUCAGAUGAUUGUAGUCGAUCGUCCUGAAGACCGUGAACUGACCCUCUUGGCGCCAAAUCCUUCAAAGUCACCGAACCCAACUAAAAGUCCGCUGCCUACGAUAUCACUCUACGAUCCACUGUGUGGCGGACAAAAGGUGAAUUUGGAGAAGCCAGUGGAGAAUUCCCCAGCUUGA